This is a messenger RNA of Passer montanus (Eurasian tree sparrow), 12107 nucleotides long. RefSeq names its product PR/SET domain 11 (gene PRDM11). The record is from RefSeq and is a predicted model, not a curated record. Gene Ontology annotation, molecular function: DNA-binding transcription factor activity, RNA polymerase II-specific; RNA polymerase II cis-regulatory region sequence-specific DNA binding; protein binding. The coding region runs from base 1759 to 4614 and encodes 951 amino acids. The transcript has 3 exons. Lineage: Eukaryota; Metazoa; Chordata; Aves; Passeriformes; Passeridae. Gene Ontology annotation, cellular component: nucleus. Gene Ontology annotation, biological process: regulation of transcription by RNA polymerase II.
GAUAAUUUGGGAUCAGCGCGACAUCAGCUCCUUAGUCUCACAACCUUAGAAUGUGUAUACAACGUACAGGAGGCUUUGUACUUGUCAGACUGAUUCUUCCUUGGAUAAAAAUUGUUAUCUUGUCUAAAGAGUAGCAAUGUUGAAACAAACCCAGCAGUCCUUUGGGUCCACAUAUUGUCAGCAAUAUAGGAAGCUUUAGAGGAAAGCAAAAAUUCUUAAUGCAUCUGUUCAUCUGUACAGUGCUGAUACCUCGAGUUAAUUAGGAACAUUUCUUUCCAGGCUAGAUGCACAAUGAAAGGGCCUCAGAGGGGCAGCCACACUAAAUAUAAUUUGUAAUUAUGAUUCCUGAGUAUAUUAUUACACAGCUGCUGUUGCUGCCUUGACUUGGUAAAAGGUGUCUCCUCUUCAGUCAUGGUGUGGACAAGAUGUCCUGAAAAAGCUGGUUAUCUCUAUCACCUUAAGGUUGUUAUGCACUUGCAGUGUUAUACCUUGGUGGCUGUACUUGGGCAAUUCCCACUUCUGAAUUAACAUUGGUAUGAAUUUGCUUUUUUAUGUCAAUGAACACCAGUGAGUGAUUAGGUACCAGUGAGUGAUUAGGCUGCAGUGAUUUUGCUGCAGUAAUAUACACAGUCAUCCAGAUGUCUUAGUCCUUUCUGAAAGUACAGCAAGAGGCAGUCUGUGCCCUUGGAGCAGCUGCUCCACAGGGGCACCAAGGCUACGAGCUAUUGCCCUGCCAUGCAAGCACGUCUUUAGUCCUGGAUUGUCAUGGUGUCAUGGUUUGUGGGAGCUGAAACAGUAACUCACAGCCUGCUCUGUGCUACGAGUGUGGUGAAGAUCUGCCUCAGGACUUUCCAGAAUCUGCCACAGCCUAAUGCACCCUCAGGUAGAAACUCAUGUGGCUACGGAGACCAUUCCAGAAACCCCCUGACAUCUUGGUGAGCUCACCCUGCUGCAAGCUGGGCUCAGCCUGCCUUCACAAAAGGGGCACAGAGAUGUUAAAACGGAGCAUCACCUGGGCCAUUGCUAGACUUGUGAGAGACAUCGAAGCUUCAACUGGGAGGGCACUGGGAAGUGGUCAGGAAGCAGCACAAAAAUCUGCUGAGUCACUUUCUAUUUAAAAGAUUUCAAAUCCCUGCAGAUGAGUUUGUCAAAGGAAGUGGCACACUUUACGAACUCACAGAAAAAUAACAUGGUUUUGUUUCUGCUGAUGAUUUCUGAGCCGCCUCAUCAUUGGAUUUGAGACCAAUAAUAUGAGGGAUCAUCUUGUGAUUUCUAGCUUUUCCAUAGGGCUGAAGCACUCGGCUGGUUGGGGGAAAAAAUCACCAAGAAAGAAGAACCGGUUCUCUAAAUCACUACCUCUCACAGGUGUUGCUGUGGUCCAUAACAGGGGAAAUACUAAGAGAGAGAGUGAAAGCUUUGUCCAUAGAAAUUCUCAUCAAUGUGUUGAAAAUGAGAUCUGUUGUUAAUGGAUUCACUAAAAAGGUGGCUGGGUUUCCUAGCCAGCCUACAAACCCAGCGCAAAAUCCCAUCCAUCCAGGCCAGCCCUUUUUACAGUGCCUUACUCUAACUUUUUCAAGUCUUACAUCUUUUCUGCAUUCUGAGCGUUGCUCUCCUUAGAGAGGGAAUGGUAGCUUUUGCUCCAUAACUCUUAUGAAAGCAUGAAUGCACUUUAAGCAAACAAAACCAAAAAUCAGCAUAACGCAGCGUCUUGUUUGGGAAGCCAUCAAUGCUUGAAGUUUUUUACAAGAUAGAAGAGUGAUGGAAAUUGAGCCAAACCUAUCGUCUUUUGAAUUUCCAGGAGACAAAAUGUUACAGAACGAAAACUCAGAAAAGAAUGUAGAAAAUCAAGAGGAUGCAAGGGGAGCACUCCAAUUCACUACCUUAAAGCAGGGGAAGAGCCCCUACAAGCGCAGCUGUGACGAGGGAGAAUCCCACCCCCAAACAAAGAAAAAAAAAAUUGACCUCAUCUUCAAAGAUGUCUUGGAGGCUUCUUUGGAGUCUGCUAAGUUUGAAGAGAAUCAGUUAGCAUCAAGUACACCACUUUCCCUCAGAAGAGUAUCUAAAUACCAGGCUGAAGACAUCUUUGAGCAGUGUGGCAGUGCCAUGCAGCAUGGCUCCCUGAGCCUCAGUAGAAAUCAGAGGGAGAGCGAAUGGAGGGUCCCUCACAGUUCCUCUUUCAUCUCAGCCAAGGAAAUGAGCAUCCUUGAAGAUGAGGAAGAAGAGCCCCUGUCACUUAAAGCAGACAGCCCAACUGAGCUGUCACUGGCCUCUGCACAAGGCAACUCCCAUGAAAUCCCCACCACAUCCUUCUGCCCCAACUGCAUCCGUCUGAAGAAGAAAAUCCGGGAGCUGCAGGCUGAGUUAGACAUGCUGAGAUCUGGGAAGUUACCCGAGGCACCCGUGUUACCGCCCCAGGUACCCGAGCUCCAAGAGUUCUCAGACCCCACAGCUUCAGAAAGCAUCAUCUCAGUUCCCACCAUCAUGGAGGACGAUGACCAAGAGGUGGAUUCUGCCGAUGAAUCAGUUUCCAAUGACAUGAUUGCUGCUACAGAUGAGCCUUCUAAGAUGUCUUCUGCGACGGGCCGGAGGAUACGGCGAUUCAAGCAAGAGUGGCUUAAAAAGUUUUGGUUUCUGCGGUACUCCCCGACACUGAAUGAGAUGUGGUGCCAUGUCUGUAGGCAGUACACAGUGCAAUCUUCUCGGACUUCAGCCUUCAUCAUUGGCUCUAAGCAGUUCAAGAUACACACAAUAAAGCUUCACAGCCAGAGCAACCUCCACAAGAAGUGCCUGCAGCUUUACAAGCUCAGGAUGCACCCAGAGAAGACAGAAGAGAUGUGCCGAAAUAUGACCCUGCUCUUCAAUACAGCCUACCACCUGGCCCUGGAGGGCAGGCCCUACUACGACUUUCGGCCUCUGGCAGAACUACUGAGAAAGUGUGAACUCAAGGUGGUGGAUCAGUACAUGAAUGAAGGAGACUGCCAGAUCUUAAUUCACCAUAUUGCCCGGGCUCUCCGAGAGGACCUGGUUGAGCGCAUCCGGCAGUCUCCCUUCCUCAGCAUCAUUCUGGAUGGGCAGAGCGAUGACUUGCUUGCAGAUACAGUUGCAGUCUAUGUGCAGUACACCAGCAGUGAUGGGCCUCCAGCAACUGAAUUCCUGUCUCUUCAGGAGCUUGGCUUUUCUACAACAGACAGUUACCUUCAGGCAUUAGACCGGGCUUUUUCCAGCCUGGGAAUACGACUGCAGGAUGAAAAGCCAACUAUCGGCUUGGGAGUUGAUGGUGCUAACAUUACCGCCAGCCUGAGAGCCAACUUGUUCAUGACAAUCAGAAAGACCUUGCCCUGGCUCCUCUGCCUUCCCUUUAUGGUGCAUAGGCCCCACUUGGAAAUUUUGGAUGCCAUUAGUGGGAAGGAGCUACCAUGUCUGGAGGAGCUAGAAAACAAUUUGAAGCAACUGCUCAGUUUCUAUCGUUAUUCUCCCCGACUCAUGUGUGAGUUAAGGGUCACUGCUGCCACUCUGUGUGAGGAGACUGAGUUCCUGGGGGACAUUCGAGCAGUGAAGUGGAUCAUUGGGGAGCAGAACGUGCUCAACGCUCUCAUCAAGGAUUACCUUGAGGUUGUAGCCCAUCUCAAAGAUGUCAGUGGCCAGACCCAAAGGGCAGAUGCUUCUGCCAUUGCCUUGGCCCUCCUGCAGUUCCUGAUGGACUACCAGUCAAUUAAACUCAUCUACUUCCUGCUGGAUGUGAUUGCUGUGCUUUCACGCCUUGCCUAUGUCUUCCAAGGGGAGUACCUUCUUGUGUCGCAAGUGGACGAUAAAAUAGAGGAGGCCAUCCAGGAGAUCAGCCGGCUAGCAGACUCCCCUGGGGAGUACUUGCAGGAGUUUGAGGAAAACUUCCGUGAAAGCUUUAAUGGCAUUGCUGUGAAAAAUCUACGGGUGGCUGAAGCCAAAUUCCAGUCGAUCAGAGAAAAGAUCUGCCAGAAGACCCAGGUGAUCCUAGCCCAAAGGUUUGAUUCCCGCAGCCGGACAUUUGUGAAGGCCUGUCAGGUAUUUGACCUUGCAGCUUGGCCCAGAAGCACUGAUGAGCUCAUGAGCUAUGGGAAGGAGGAUAUGGUACAAAUAUUUGAACACCUGGAGACAGUCCCAUCAUUUUCCAGAGAGGUUUGCCGAGAGGGGAUGGACACCCGAGGGAGUCUGCUGAUGGAGUGGCGAGAACUCAAGGUGGAUUAUUAUACCAAAAAUGGUUUUAAAGACUUGCUCAGUCACAUUUGUAAAUACAAACAGAGAUUUCCCCUCCUAAAUAAAAUAGUUCAGAUCCUCAAAGUCCUUCCCACCUCUUCGGCCUGCUGUGAGAAGGGGCGCACCGCCCUGCAGAGAGUGCGCAAGAACAACCGCUCUCGGCUCACGCUGGAGCAGCUCAGUGACCUGUUGACGAUUGCUGUUAACGGGCCGCCCAUUGCCAACUUCGAUUGCAAAAGGGCACUCGAUAGCUGGUUCGAGGAGAAGUCAGGCAAUAGUUACGCGCUCUCGGCCGAAAUGCUGAGCAGGAUGUCAUCUCUUGACCAGAAGCCGAUGUUGCAGAGCAUGGACCAUGGCUCUGAGUUUUACCCUGAUAUUUAGGAAGGAAUGCCUCAGAUCAGAUAAUUUUUUUAAUCUAUACUCUAAACUUUGAUAUAUUAUAUAAAAUAUAUAUAUUAUCUAUAUUAAGGAAAAACCCACACUGAAAAUUUAAGACUAUGUGCAUCUGAUAGAAGCUAAGCAGAAUUUUAAAGAUUGAGACAAUGUUUAGACAUUUACUGGUGUCUCCAACCAUGGCAGCUGCAAUGUAGGUGGCAACAUUUCAUUCUUUAGAAGCAUGUGCUGGGGCCAUACUCUACAUGUUCAAACCUAACAACCUAUAAGCUAGACAACGGGUCUUUGUCAGCCUCAUCCUCCCAGCGGUUUCCUUUGUAUGUGUGUUGUCAGUUUGCUGGGUUGUUUUUUGUUUUGUUUUGUUUCAUUUUGGGGUUGAUUGUUUGUUUGUUUGUUUUCCCUUCGGUUUCAAUCUCUGCCUCUCUUUCCAUUGUUCAGCCCAGUUAUUGAGCCAUUUGAGCCUUUUGUUGGCGACCAUUAGAUUUCUGAUUUCUGACAGAGCAUCCCGUGUGUUUUGUUGCCCCCAGCUCCACCCAGUUCUCUUCAGUUGAGUGGAAGCUUUCUUCACUCAAAAAAUUACUGACAGGAGAGGAGGGCUGGGGGCAUUAUUUUGGGUUUUUAUUCUGAUUUAGAAACAAAUGCCUCCACUAUACUGUGAUUACUCUUUCUCAGUUCUCCCUACCUUUGGGCUGUAGAGUAAUACUUGGCUUUCAGCUCCUUUUAUGAUAACCGUAGUACAAGUCUAUCAUACAUAUGUUAUAACAUGAUGUCAUGUGCAGACUAUAAAAUAGCAAAAUAGAGAAGGCAGGGGGAAAUUUUUGCAUUUAUAUUUUUAUAUUGUAUGAGAUAAAUAUAUAUAUAUAUAUAUACAACUAUUCAUUCAAAACCAGGGCUGCUGUGGAAGCUAGACAGCCAAUGAGUCGAGAGCCACCUCUGGGCGGAGAUUCAAAGGCUUAAAAAAUUAUAUUCUAAUUUACAUUAUUUAUACCAUGUCUUUAUAAUCCUAGAUUGUUGUGGGGUUUUUGUUUUGUUUUGUUUUGUUUUGUUUGGAAUGACUGAAAGAAAAACCUGCUGCAGUUUGGUGGCAGGAGCUAUCAAUGCAAGUUUAUCUUGGAUUAUAUUCAUGUGUGAUGUCCUACAAAGGUUCACUUACUCUCUUGUGACCAAGGUAACAUGUUCCACAGCACAGCAGACUGAUGACAGCAGAAAGAAGGGAUGCUCUGCUUCUUCCUGCAAAAUAUUUCUUCCUUUCUUGAAGGAAUGCAGAGUCCAGCUGAAAUGUGAGUGGGGGACUUGCACCUUCCAUCACAAAGAGAUUGUUUUGUGGGCUUGGGGCUCUUCUUUGUUUUAUUCUUUUAAAGUAAACAAGCUCCAUCCACACAAUAUCACUUCAGGUUAAAAAAGAGAAAAAAAAAAAAAAACAAACCCCCAACCAACCAAAAAAACCACACAAACAAAAAAGGUGCAAAAACUCCACAGAUGCUAGUGCCUUGCCCUGCUGAUGUGGCAUGGACAGCACCAACCUGACCAGACCAUCGUGGGAGUGAGACGUGUUGUACAAAAGGUGUCCAAGCCAACAUGUUCUCACUUCCCAGAGGGAUGAGCUUUGUGCCAAGCUGUGUUGUUUGGAAACAUGAUGGUGGUAUCAGCAACACUGAACCUUUCCUUUCUCCUGUUACCCCCCUGCCCUUGGUCUUGGUGCUAUGAUAUCUCUAGAACCGUUGCUGCUAGUUAAUAGCUUUUCAUUUAUAUAAAUAUAUAUAUAUAUAUAAUAUUAUUUUAUUUUUUAAACUUUUUUGUUUGUUUUCAAUGGAGAUGUAGCAUGUUUGGAACUGAUCUCUCUCUGAGUCACUUUCACUGCCAGGGUUCACGCACUGUCUUCCCCAGGAAAACACACACUUCUACCUAGGUCUCACUCACCUCCUGCUAACCCCUUUGCCUUCAGCAGAACUUCACAGCCAGCACUGGCAGAGGUGUGCAGCCAAGCCACUAUGGACUGGUUCAACUUUCAGACCACACAGGAGCAGCUAGGCUGGUGUUUGUCAGGGUUUUGGAAGUGCUUGCCUCUGUCCCUGUGGGACUGAGGAGGGACUGAGCCCACCCAAAGCACGAGUGGUGGCCUGUCCUUGUGUCCUGACACUGCCCCUUCGCUGUAAAACAGGGCCUUCCAGUCAGAUGGUCCAAGGGGAGCAGAGUGGACCCUGUGAAUGUAGCAGUGAGGGCUGGUCAGCACCCUCUGUAGCACUCACCCCUUGCCUUACCUCUGACAGCACGUGCAGCCUGAGGCUGGCUGGGGCAGGAGAGGGCACCUGUGCCAGGGCCACCCAGCUGCUGCCAAACUGCCACCAGGGGUGCAGGCGCUGGGUGCUCUUCCUUGUGGUCCUCAUGGAAAUGUCACAAGCUAGAUCAGGGCAUCACACAGUUGCAACACAGGGGCAUUGAUAUGACACAUUUAGGAAGCAUGAAAAAUGGCAUUGUUUUCAUGUUUUCCUGCAUUUUCUUACAAAUUAUAUGAUCGAGUUGAUCCAUUCAUCCAGAGGAGCGAAAAUUAAACUGGAAACCCCCUGCUAGCUGUACAGCCUUGGGUGGUUGUUUGCCUGACCGAAGAGUAGGGACCUCUCCACACAAGGUGCUCGUAGCUCUCCAGGCGUGGUUUGAAUUGGCUCUGCUCAGGGUGCUGCCACAAAGCUCUGGAGCUGCUGCCUGCCAGAGAGGUGGCAGGCUCCCUUCCUUUUUAAAACUUGAGAUGUAAAAAGAUAAAAAAGACAGAAAAACUGCUGCUCCAUUAGUUUCUGACUGGAGAUGGGUAAGGUGAACAUAGAUCACAGAAUCCAUAGAACUCCAUAGCUUUUCAUGGGUGGAGAGGAAAAAUCACCUGCCUUUCCAUUUGCAACAGCAAAAGCUUCUUGGCACAGAGGCCCAUCAAAGUGCCUGGCCCACAUGGAGGGAAGGAACAUUUGGAGACAGUCUCCGAAGACUUUUGGAGAGAGGAAUGCUCCUCCAGGGCUUGUGUCGAGCAGCCCAAGCAGCCUGUUUACAGCUCUCGAUCAAAGCCUCAUAACUUUUACUACUGGGGAGGAAAUGGCAAGGUGAGAGUUGCCAGUGGCCUGUUCAGAAAUUAUUCUUCCAAUUUGUCACUCCUUCCCUUUGGUUCACUUGCAAAUCCUGCUUUCAUCAGUGACACCUUUCACUGGCAGCUUUUCUUUCUAAUGGUGCAGUGAAAUGUGCAGCAUAUGGUGAUAUUCUCUGGCAGCCAGCUGACACAGGCAGAGCGCUUGUUCCUUUAGCAAAUAACUUUUGCUUUCAAACAGUGAUUCCCUGCCACUGGAUGUUGUGGAUACCCGUGAUAGGAAAGGUCAGAGACUCCUUAGAUUGGUGUUGAGGAUAGACAAGAGCUUCAUAGAGCAGCUGGCCCAGCCCAGCCUAUCCCAGCUCCUCCAACACAAUUCCCUGUUAGCUGCACAUCAGAAAAUAAACCUGACCUUUGUCCUAGGGUAAUGCAGGUGCUUUGCAAGCUUUCUCUCCAGGUUAACCUGCCUAUCUCAGAUUUGUAGCUCUUACUUUCGUGGAUAGUCUGUGGAUGGAAACAUGGCUAUCAGCAAAGACAAGAAGAUAGGGAGGAGGGAGGAAUAUCAAUGCAAAGCACCCUGGCUUCCUAGGGCUCCCAAGCCUUUCCCAGAAGCAGGUGCAUCUCUGUGCCCUGUUUGUCUGGGCCCAGCCUGGUGGCAGUGAGGCCAGGAGGCAGCAGCAGGCGUGGGGAGAGCUUAGCAGGGUGCUGAAGGAGGCCUGUGUGGCUCCAAGUUUGCCAUGCAUCAGGUUUAAUCAAUGCCUUUCCUGCUGUGCUGAGAGAGUGAGAGGAGCUGUUUUGAAUGUGUUGCCCACAGCAUCUUGAACUGGUUAGGCUACAAAGACAGAGGAUUCAGUUUUUCUUGAAUGAGCUCUUUAUUGUCUCCUUCCCCUGCAUCUUAGCUAUGGCAUCUGACUGUGAACAAUGCACACUUCUCCAGACCCUUGGGUUUGUAUUUCUAGCCCAUGGGAUUUUUGAUUGCCAAUUUCCCUUCCCCACUUUUUGCUCAGGCUCCUUGCCUCUUUUACCCUGCUGUGAAGCAGAAAUCUGUGAAGCACAUUUAGACAUGUCCUUCUGCAGGGCUCACCCCUGUCCACGGGGGUCCGGGCCCUCCAGCCACGAGACUGACCUCAGCAGGGAUAACCCUCACAAGAAACCAAAGCUCUUCCCCUACCAGCAAAAGCACACGGAAGUCACGGGGGCUGCGAGGGGACACGGUGGACAGGGUCCUCAUGUGGUGUCUGCCUUGGGUCUUGAGCCAGUUGCAGCCAUGUCCCCCGUACUGGUGACGGUUUUGCUGGUAUGACUGUUCAGACAUGAUUCAGGCUCGGUCCAUCUCUUUCUCACAGCACAAACUCAGCCAGAUGGCCCGCGGGGUCUUUGGAGUCCCCCUCCUUUCUUAGCUCAUGAGGAUUGCUGCUUGUUUGACCAGUGCCUAGACAGCUGGCUUGCAAAUAAGCAGCAACAGCCUCUGCUUUUGCAGAUUCCCCUUUCACCCCUGUUAAAAGAGGUCUUAAAAGCAGAGAAAUGGUACGUUAAUCCCCCAGCCAUUGUAUCCAAUGCAGUAAUGCCUAUGCAAUUCCUGUCUCCCUUGGAGACAUGUAUGAUGUGUGUGCAUGUAAGCUAGUGUAUGUAUACAGUACAUAUGCAUAUGGUCUAUAUAUUGUAUAUACGCACAUCCCAGUACAUAUACACACAGUACAAAAGAUUAAAAUCACAUGCUUAUAUAUCUAUAAAUGAAAUCCUAUAUAUUUAUAUAUUUCUAUGUUUUCGAUAGAUAUAAAGAUAUAAUAUAGAGAUAGACUCAACCACCCUUGUGUAAGGCUGGGCCUGUGUUCUAGCACAAGGCACGUAACACUGAAGACUUUGGACUUUGGGAUGGUUUUAGCCAUACACUGAGGCCUACAUUUACAUGUAUAGCACUCUAUGGAGAGGGGUUUGGCUAUGUUUAGGGCAAGGGGUUUCCUUGCUGGCAUGGUAACUAAGUGAUAAAUAAGGUUGGUUUAAUAAUGGAAUGUCUUGGUAGGGGAAAAUGCUUGGCUUGAGUUGUGUCCUUCCAAGAAAGCUUCUUGCUGAGAGUCUGUGUGUUCACACUUGGACAGACACAUAUCCACCCUCAUAUGCACUUUUGUCUCUCUGCAUGGAUGUGGUUGGCAACUGCAGGCACCGGUGCUGUGGAAACGUGGCUUUUUGCAGUUCCACCUGGCAUUCCUCAGCAGUUGCCAGCACACUGCCAGGGAGACCCUACGCUGGCCAGUGCUCACGUGGCACCAGCGAGAGCAUGGGUGCACUUGUGGGCAUCAGUCAGCGACACAGUCGUGGCUCUGGGAUAAAGGCAGCAGGAGAGCCAAGGCAGUUUUGAGCAGAGGAAGGGAUACAGCCAUGCAGUUGAAGCUGGCAGGGAUAGUGUAUGGAGCUGGAACAGUGCAAAUGGGAAGGAACUGUGAAGUCAGAGCGAUAGGGAUGAGAGUGCGCGAUCCCAAUUGGGAAGGCGUGCUCAGCUGUGUUGGGUCAGGCUGGCCACUGUUCUGCUGCAGGAGCCACUCCAGUCCCUCAGGUCUCACAGCCACUCCUCAGCCCAUGAGCAGCCUGCCUGGCCAGGGGCCCAGGGAGGCUUUCUGGAGGAAAGGGAAUGAUGUGAUUGUAUGGAAGACAUGGUCAGUGUCGCACGUGUGCCUUUGGGCCCCAGCACACAGCGUUCGGACCUUGCCAGGCUGAAGCACCAAAGGGUGCAGCCCUCUUAUCCUGCUCGUGCAGAGACAGCUGCUUUCCCAUGACCAGCAUUUCCGUGCUGGGAUAGGGGUGGAUCAGCCCUCCCUGAAUAUCUGCUGAUGCCUGUGGGAUGGGCAGCUGUCUCACCCCUCCACCCCUCCCUUCACGCAGCCAUUCGUAGGACACUGGCCCUGCUGCAUCCUGAAGCCUUUGGCUGACACCUGAGAGGACCUGAGAGGUGCCUCUGGCCAGUCUGGCAGCAGGUGGUCAGUCAGCAAGCUGCUUCCCCACAAGGGUUGGAGGGAGAGCAUGGAGGUUUGCCUUUGCAGCUCUGCGCCAGGCCCGGCAACCACUGCACUCCUUGCUGUUUGUUUUAUUUGUUGGCUUUGGUCGGGAGGAGGGUGAGUUGUAAUUCCGACAUCCGAAUGGAUCGUUACACUGGUUUUGCAUGAGCAAACGCUGUGCAAGCUGUCCCCAAGCCCCGUCACACACCUCAGUGCCCUCUCCCAGGCCUCUCUCCUCCACACAACUGGUAAUCCACCUCAGCCGCCCCUGCCCGGCGGUGGCUCCCCGCUCUGCCGCAGCCCCUCAGCGGUGGGGAGCUCUCAGCACCUGUUCCUCACAAACCUCAGAGACAGUUUUCUCACUCCAGCCCCCUCCUUCCGAAGCCACUGACACCCGCGCCAGCCCAGCCCGCGGCCUCGCCUCCCACCCGCGCGGCGAGGGGCUCCCGUGCACCGCACCUCAUGUCGAAUAAGCUCGCUGGGCUACGCGGGAACCACGUCUCAUAUGCUGUAAUGUCCCAAAUGCUACAGGAGGGCUACGGAGUUUUCUGCCAGUCAUGGCAUCCUCAUAGACUCACCUGACAGUUAGCAAAAAUGCAUUUCUACUUCCAGAAAACGAGGUUUUGUCUCAAACCUCUCCUUAUCCACAUCCAAGCACAGCCCUGCUGAACUGUUUCAAGCGAUCUCUCACCCACCCACUCACCCACCACACACACACACACACAUAUGAAAUGAGAGAAAAAUAUCUAGACGUCUAUUACUAUAUAUGUAUUAAUAUGUUAAUAUCACUCUUUUGGAGACAUUAAAAUGUUAUUACUUUACAGACUAUGCUUUAUAGUACCUGUGUGAAAGGACCUAGGACACUGGAUACGAAUAGAGCUAUGUUGAUAUAUCAUGGUAUGUACACAAGAACUUUCCUUUUGUCAUAUUAUCCUUGUAAUGUAAAAUGAUUGUUAAUAAAAAAAAACAUUUAAAUUUAUCUAGUUGAGUUGCUAAUUUUUUAAAUUGUUCUUGGAGGUUAAUGUCAUUUUGCCAGAGGAAGGGCAUCUAAGCUGAUGCACUCCUGUUCCCCUCAGCCCAGGACUAUUAAAGAGCAGAUCCAGUGCUGAUUAAUCCAGAAGGGUCAGCUGCAGCCCCCUGAGGUGCUGGUAGUUCUCCCUCCUGAGUGACUGGCUCCUGACAUACCAGUGCCACUGCAGCCCCUUGAAGUCCUCACCUUGGUGAGCAGGUUCAGCAUGUCCUGUGAUGGAGCUGCCUUGUUUCCCCUUGGGCUGGGUUAUCCCAGUGCUGUGCCAAGGCUGCAGCAGGCAGACCAGGAGCUGGCACCUCCCAGCAGCCCAGGGCUGCUCUGGGUCAGCACUGGCAGCGACAUCAGCACAUGCUAUUUUUGGGUAGGGAUGCACAGUGGUUGCCCUUGA